Messenger RNA from Asparagus officinalis (garden asparagus), 953 nucleotides. RefSeq lists its product as uncharacterized. Lineage: Eukaryota; Viridiplantae; Streptophyta; Magnoliopsida; Asparagales; Asparagaceae. The record is from RefSeq and is a predicted model, not a curated record. Bases 306 to 614 code for a protein of 102 amino acids. The transcript is spliced from 5 exons.
GUCAACGACCGCACCGUCCUCACCGCCCCCCUAAAAUCUCACCCGUAUCGUUUCCUUAGACUCACCGGCGUAAGACCGUAAACUCAAAACCCCAGCGACGGAAAAGGAAAACCCAUAAAAGAAUUUAUUACUCCCAAAAUCGCUCUUAAGGAAGAACAAUUCAACGAAAAUAGUCAUAAAAAGUCCCCCGCUUGUUUACAUUCUGUUUCCUCGGCCUCUCUCGAUCUCAAAGCCUGGAGUGAAUUUCUGGAGUGUUACAAAGAAGUGGCAACGACAUUGAUCAGACUGAGGAGUGUUCUUUGUAGAUGAAGCAAGGGGAAUGGUGUGAUUGUAAAGACUGUGCUGGGAGGUAUAUUCUCAUAAAAGAUGAAGAAGAUCCACGAUUGGCAAUGUUUGACGAGCCUCUUCCAUGUUUUGGAUGUGGAAUAGGAUGGUGUUCAUUACUUCUUGGCUUUGUUUGUCCAUUGAUCUGGUAUUGUGCUGCUAUACUCUAUCUGAGAAAAUAUUACAACAAGGAUCCUAGAGAGCGAGGUGGCCUUGCUGCUGCUGCAUGCGCUGCGCUGCUCUGUACUGUUAUAACCUGCAUCACAGUAGCUGCAAUUUUUCUCAGUUAGAAGCUGCAAUAAGUUGCGUGCUUUGCGUGCUUGCCCAUAUCGACAGAGCUCCCCCCACCCCCUCGGUAGGAAAUGUAACUUUACAUGGGUGAAGAUCAUGAUGAUCAACUGUCGGUACUGUAUAUUCAUUUCGGAGGGUGGGCAUGCUCAGGUCUUUUGUAUGUUGUAAGUUACUUCCAGUUGUACAUGAAAAUGCAUUAGGUCAAUUAGAAACAUUAAUUCGGCAGUUACAUGUACAGUAUUUCUUCUGCUGAUUCGUUUUUCUUUUUCUUUUUCUUUUUCUUUUUCUUUUUGUUUUUCUCCUUCCAGAAUGCUACCCCGAAAAAUUAUCUGUUGAUU